AACCAGCAGCAUCAGCAUAAACACUCAAGCUCCUAUUUACCAUUUUCCAUCUUCCAUCAAAAGAACGAUGUGCGUAUUAACAUGACCGCAUCCUUUAUCCACUUCAACUCUCCUCUCCUUCCGUCGCUCCGUCGCUACGCACUCCCAUCACACAUCUCUUAGGGCAAAGUGAGUGUUGGUGAAUAUGAGCAUUGUUCCUAAAGAGACAAUCGAAGUUAUUGCACAGAGUAUUGGGAUUACCAAUUUAUCUCCUGAUGUUGCUCUUUCUCUUGCUCCCGAUGUUGAAUACCGUAUGCGCCAGAUCAUGCAGGAAGCAAUCAAAUGCAUGCUGCACUCUAGGAGAACCACUUUGACGGCAGAUGAUGUUGAUACUGCACUCAACUUGAAGAAUGUUGAACCAAUAUACGGAUUUGCAUCUGGUGGUCCUUUACGGUUCAAACGAGCUGUCGGACACAGAGAUUUAUUUUAUAUUGAUGACAAGGAUGUAGAUUUAAAAGAUGUCAUUGAAGCUUCUUUACCAAAAGCACCUCUUGAUACUGCACUUACGUGUCACUGGCUUGCCAUUGAAGGAGUGCAACCUGCUAUUCCAGAAAAUGCUCCUGUAGAUGUAAUUUCAGCACCUUCCGAUGUCAAAAAACAUGAACAAAAGGAUGACAACCUUCCAGUUGACAUUAAAUUACCUGUUAAGCAUGUCUUAUCUAGAGAGCUUCAGCUCUAUUUUGAUAAAGUGACUGAGCUAGCUUUAAACGAGCCUAAUUCUGCUCUCUUUAAAGAAGCAUUAGUAAGUUUGGCUACUGAUUCAGGACUUCAUCCAUUGGUUCCCUAUUUUACAUGCUUUGUAGCUGAUGAGGUUUCUCAUGGUUUAAGUAAUUUUCCACGUCUAUUUGCCUUGAUGCGGGUUGUUAAUAGCCUUUUGCAAAACCCUCAUAUCCAUAUUGAACCUUAUUUACACCAGUUGAUGCCAUCAAUUGUGACCUGCCUUGUUUCUAGAAGGUUGGGAAGUAGAUUGACAGACAACCAUUGGGAACUUAGAGACUUCACUGCUAACCUGGUUGCAUCGAUAUGCAAAAGGUUUGGACAUGUUUAUAGUAGUUUACAGUCCAGGUUAACAAAAACGUUGCUGAAUGCAUUCUUGGAUCCGAAGAAGGCAAUAACACAACAUUAUGGUGCUAUUCAGGGGUUAGGAGCACUGGGACCUAAUGUGGUUCGCCUUCUUUUGCUGCCAAAUCUUGAAACAUAUAUACGACUUCUUGAACCAGAGAUGCUUCUUGAGACACAGAAAAAUGAAAUGAAAAGGCAUGAAGCUUGGCGUGUUUAUGGAGCCUUGCUGCGUGCUGCUGGUCAAUGUAUAUAUGUUCCCCUAAAGAUGUUCCCAGCUUUUCCUUCUCCUGCCCCUCAUACUGUCUGGAAAACCAAUGCAAGUGUUCUUACUUCUCCACCUAUUAAACGCAAGGCAAGCCCUAUGGAAUUGGAACAACAGCCCCCUUUGAAGAAAACAGCUACUGAUGGAGAGGCUAGUGUGGUUCUGGAAAAUUCUUCACCAUCUCAUAAGCCAGAGGAGACAGGAACUCAACCUUCCUCGGCUGAUUCAAAAAUUGGUUCAUCGUCAUCUUCUGGACAGAUGAAAAAUCAGAUCACUACAGAUGAAGUUAAAAGUAGCAUAGGCGAUACUAAGGGCUUAAACAUCUCUGCAGCCCUAGCCCAGGUUUGGAAGGAAGAGCUGAAUUCAGGACGAAUACUAACGUCACUGGUUGAGCUGUUUGGUGAAAACAUCCUUUCAUUCAUUCAGACUCGUGAGAUGUAUACGUUCUUGUAACUUAGGGCAAACUAUAACAAGUUUGUAUAAGGAUAAACAAUGGAAAACCUGUAGGUAAUGUUUGAUUUCGAGAACAAGCUAAUAUCACUUGGUAUAAAAUGUAUAAUUUACUUUCUGUUAAAUGGAAUUUUCUUUCGUUAGACACUUUA
This is a messenger RNA of Vicia villosa (hairy vetch), 1965 nucleotides long. Its product is annotated as transcription initiation factor TFIID subunit 6. Gene Ontology annotation, biological process: transcription initiation at RNA polymerase II promoter; RNA polymerase II preinitiation complex assembly. Gene Ontology annotation, molecular function: RNA polymerase II general transcription initiation factor activity; protein heterodimerization activity; transcription coactivator activity. Lineage: Eukaryota; Viridiplantae; Streptophyta; Magnoliopsida; Fabales; Fabaceae. Bases 185 to 1816 code for a protein of 543 amino acids. Gene Ontology annotation, cellular component: SLIK (SAGA-like) complex; transcription factor TFIID complex; SAGA complex. The record is from RefSeq and is a predicted model, not a curated record. The transcript is spliced from 13 exons.